AUGGCCACGCCGCUGCUCGACGAUCCCCCUAUCUCUACCGCCUUAAAAGCCCAGGAUUCUCCUAGCGCAAACCCCAAUAUCGCCGUCCCUUUUAAUGCUGCGACAAUCCUCCCUCCCGCUACGAUGGCCACCGGGCCUAAAGACCAGACAGUCGCGAGCAUUGCCGCGCCGGCCGCCGCUACUACCGCGAGAACUGUCGUGAUCAUCUACGGCCAGAACCAAGAGCAUAUUGUACAACUGGUCGCGGAAAUUCUGGGCAAGCCAUGGACAACAGAUAAGUCGCUUGGGACGCUUGCGCGAGCCAGCAAUGCAUUGGUAGUGGGAAUCUUAGCGCACGAUCUAGCGCGGAGCUUAGAAGGAUGCGAGCGAUCAUCUCUGGUCCUGGUAAACACGUACUGCGUGGAAGACGGGUCUGCGCCGGAAGACGCGCUCACCGAGAGCUGUGACUAUGAGUUCUUAUAUUCGCGGAGUCCGUUCCUGCGCCGGGACCUGGCGCGGUUUUUGUCUUUGAUUCUUGGCCAGACGAGGCCGCAUGAUGAUUUGCGGACCAAGCCUAGGACGAAUUUUAUCUCGACUACUUUUCCGGAUGUGCAUGCUGCUUUGCCGAAUUUGGAUAUCCUGUCUGUGGGGUCGGAUGCUGUUGAGAUCCGUGUGGAUUUGCUGGUUGAACCUGUGCCGGAGGGCUCGACCGCUCCGCUAGUUCCGAGUUUGAAGUAUGUUGGUCAGCAGUUGAUGCUGUUGCGGCAGCAUACCGAGUUACCGAUUAUCUUUACUGUUCGUUGUACGAGGGAGAAUGGAAAGUUCCCGGUAGAUGACCCUGCGCUCUGUUACAGAUACCUGCGGCGCGCGAUACAGUGGGGAGUCGAGUAUAUUGAUGUGGAAGUGUGGUUGCCGGAGGAUAUACGGCGACAGCUGUUCGAGGCAAAGGGCCAUAGUAUGAUUUUAUCUGCCUUCCAUGACAUGUCCGGGACCUGGAAGUGGACAUCCGAAGAGGCGCAGCGCAUAUUCAUGGAAAGCGCCAAAUACGCCGACAUCGUGAAGAUGAUCGCCAUGGUCCACACAAUCGAGGAAAACUACGAACUAGAAUACUUCCGCUCUACCAUCAAAAACCGAGGCUCAGGGCCACCACUGUCAGCAGUCAACAUGGGCCAAAUGGGCCAGCUAUCUCGAGCCCUCAACACCGUUUUCUCUCCAAUCACCCACCCCCUCCUCCCAAUGAUCGCGGCCCCGGGCCAACUAACGGCAGCGGAGAUCAACGAGGCCCUACACAUAAUGGGCCAACUCCCCAAACGCGAGCUCUACGCCAUCGGCUCAUUCCGCUCAACCCCACACUCAAUGUUCAUGGAGAAAUGUAUAAACGAGCUCGGCCUCCCGCACAACUUCACCUCAGUCGACCUGGGCCCAAAAGGCUCCAUGGAAUCCGUCCUCCUACAACCGCACUUCGGCGGCGCCUACGUCAAUCCCCCCGUCCCAACCACAACUAGUUUCAUCCCUGCAGUCAGCGACGCAGCCCGCGCAAUCGGGUUAGUCGACACAAUCGCCAUGACACCCGACGACACCGCUUUAGGAACAUGCCGAUUAAGUGGCGAAAAUGCCGCCUGGAAAGGCAUCCGCGCAACUCUGACGCGCGAGUACGUGCCAUCCGCUUACAGCAGCCGGGCGGCGAUAAUUCUCGCCAGCUCGCAAGCAGACGCUUCAGCGGCGAUUUUCGCGCUACGCAGUCUGGCCGUUGGCGCAAUCUACACAGUCGGGUUUAAAGCGAGUGGCCCGCUCGCGGCGGGUUUGGAGCCGUUCACGUCCAUCCAAUCCGUGAAACGGGUCGAGCAGCCCUUUGUUAUUGUCUCUGCGCUGCCUCCGGAGAAAUCGCUGCUCGUGCAGCCUCUGCUGAGGCAUUAUGGUGUUAAUGGUCGUUCGUCGCCGCCUUCUACUCGUGGGAAGGUUUAUCUUGAUCUUACGAGCGGGACAAGAAAGGGGGAUCCGUUGGCUGUUGCUACUAGUGCUGGGUGGACGGCGUAUGGAGUUGAAGAUGUUAGCGCUUGGACUACCGUUGAGACGCUUAGGUUGCUUGUUGGGCAAAAUGUGCCGUUUGACUUCGUGCGCAUGGCGUCUGGGAGACCUCUGUUCUAG
Molecule: messenger RNA, 2127 nt
Organism: Penicillium psychrosexuale
Lineage: Eukaryota; Fungi; Ascomycota; Eurotiomycetes; Eurotiales; Aspergillaceae
Product: type I 3-dehydroquinate dehydratase
Exons: 1
Coding region: 1-2127 (708 amino acids)
Molecular function (GO): 3-dehydroquinate dehydratase activity
Source: RefSeq, a predicted model, not a curated record